Molecule: messenger RNA, 898 nt
Organism: Schistosoma haematobium
Lineage: Eukaryota; Metazoa; Platyhelminthes; Trematoda; Strigeidida; Schistosomatidae
Exons: 6
Coding region: 19-639 (206 amino acids)
Source: RefSeq, a predicted model, not a curated record
CUUCAGUGCAUCAUUUAAAUGUCUAUAGAUGCAAGGUCAAGGCUGGUUCAAGCUUUUAACGAUUUCGGAGGUCGUGUUUCCGGUGAACAAAUCCUCAAAUUCAUUAAAGAUGACGAACUAUUAAACCGAGAAACACGGUAUUCUAUUAAGAAACUAAUUACUUCAAUUGCUGUGGUUGAAUAUGACUCGGACAAAAAGAGAUAUUUGGUGUUGAAAGAUUUAGCUCGAGAUAAAGAGAAUCUAGCUUGUAAUAUGUGUCAAUCUACUCAAACAACAACUUCACAGUCUUCAGAAAACCAAAAUGUCCCCAAAUCAACCGUUUUAUCACAUCAAGGAAGUCAGUCAACAAAAUUGCCAGUGGCCCAUAAGACACCUCCCUCUUCUCCUCAGUUAGUUCCUACCACCGCUAUUACCACUCCUGCUACUUCUAUCAAUGUUGCUGCUGUUCGUCCUUCCGUCUAUUCCACAUUUACUAGCAACGAAACUCGUUUAUGGUGGAUGGCAGUUAUCGAUUGUCGUGUUGCAGAUAUGAAACGUUUGCUAGGAAUAAAUCCCAAAUUAGCCAAUUGGGCUGUGAGUUAUGAAUUUUUUUGUUUAAAAUUUAAAGGUGAAAAAGUUUUAUUUAAAAAAUCACUUUGACGAUAUUAUCAAUUUAAGAUUAGGUUUAGAAAUAGGAUAACGUGAAUAGUAGUAAUAUAACGAGAAAGCCUUCACUUUCCUACACAACCUAAGCCAACAGACAGUAGCAAAAUAUAUCCGUUCUCUUUGUUGAACUAAAUUUAACGCUUUCGCAACCUUCUCAAACUUUUUUCGGAUGGUGAACACCUGGGCAAUAUCUGAAAGCCAGUUGAGCUUUUCCUCAAAUUAAUCACUCUAUGGCUAUUAGAAGAGGAUUUUU